Zingiber officinale is the source of this 6314-nucleotide messenger RNA. RefSeq names its product probable histone acetyltransferase HAC-like 1. Lineage: Eukaryota; Viridiplantae; Streptophyta; Magnoliopsida; Zingiberales; Zingiberaceae. Gene Ontology annotation, molecular function: histone acetyltransferase activity; chromatin DNA binding; zinc ion binding. The record is from RefSeq and is a predicted model, not a curated record. The coding region runs from base 653 to 5833 and encodes 1726 amino acids. Gene Ontology annotation, biological process: positive regulation of transcription by RNA polymerase II. Gene Ontology annotation, cellular component: transcription regulator complex; histone acetyltransferase complex. The transcript has 17 exons.
UCGAGAGGUUGCCGUGGUCUCUGAUCGGACCUUAUAUCGGCGGUGGGCGGAUGCCCAAAAAAGGAAUAAUAAAAAAAAAAAAUGAGCGAGUGAAUUCGAGGUUUAAGAAGUUGUUGAUCGGAGGCUUCGUCGGAGUUUAGUUGGGUUGAUUGGUUGAUUUGGAAGGAGGGAGGACGCGAGUGCAGCACGAAACGGAGAGGGAGAAAGCUAAAGCUCGCCGCGUGCGCCCGCAUUAUUUUCUCGACUUCCAAGCAAGGGAUCGGUGAGCGAGGCGCUUCGAUUCUGGCGGCUGUGGUUUGAAUUCAAGCUGCUCUUCGGAUCGUCGAUUGACAGUUGGUGGUUUCUUCGUCAAACGGCCGUCCGGGGAUUUGUUGGUUUCCCCCUUUCACUGCUGCCGCGAACUGCUGCGCCGGCGGCAUACGACAACUGGUGACCGCGGUCUCGUCCGGGUCAGUAAGCAGAGGCUUGAUGGUUUUAACAAAAUGCUUCUGCUGGGCUUUUUCUGGCCAAGCGUCUGAGUGUGAUGCUUCCUCAGUGAAAUCUUGUGUAGCUUCAUCCUGCCUUAGGUUGCGCACUGAUUUCUCCAGUUGUUGACAACUAUGGUUGCAGCUUGUAAAUCGUGAGCAUUAUUGUACUGAAAUCUUUCGGGAGGAUGAAUACACAUGCACAUUUGCGUGGGCAGAUCUCUAAUCAGAUGCCUGCCCAAACUAGCUCACAAGUAUCUGUCUCAUCGCAGCAAAUUGGAAACUUAAUUGUGCAGCCAUUGCAGAACCUCGGACCACGACAUAUGGAUACAGAACUUCAAAAUGGUCGUGCUACUAUGCAGAGGAAUAUAUAUAAUAUUCUUCAAAAAAGAAAUCAAUCAGGUCCUGAGUGGCCCCGCAGGCUACUAGAGGUUGUUAAGCGUAUUGAAGAUCAAAUCUUCAAGGAGAUUCCUUCAAAGGAAGUCUAUUUGAAUUUAGCAACGGAAGCAUCUGAGCAACAUCUAUACUCCAUGGUGAAGAGGGUCCUUUACAACAGUCGAUCAUCAAAUCAUAUUACAUCUUCCUCCUCUGUCAAUAUGAUCCCUACUCCUAGUAUUUCAAACAGUGGAAAUAACAAUACUGGGCAUUCAGUUAAUUCAGAGCAUCCUACAUUUUCCACCAGCAAAACCAUUGUUGCACCUCAAACUAUUUCGAGUUUUGCCAGCUUACCAUUAACUGCACAUGGUCCAACUGAUACCAAAGAUAAUAUAUCUUUGAAUGCUUCAGAUGGAACAAUUUCUAAUGGUUACCAGUAUCAAUCAUCCAACUUUGCUCUAGCUUCAAGUAGUGUAAUGUCUUCAAUUCCUUCAACUAAUGUGCCAAGGCAAUUUAGUCAAACAAUACCAACAGCAGGAUUUAAUAGUCAGCAGGCUGUUUCUGCAAAUGUUGAAUGCUCAAACGGAGGAUUAUCUAACACUGAAUCUAAUGUGGCUCCACAGUCUCUCCAACUAAAGAAAUAUGUUGAAAAUCAAAAUAUCCACACAUUACACAAUAUUGGUGCCCAAAUAGGGGCUGGAAUGAGGUUGAAUGUUCUUCAAAAUGGUUCCCCUCGCGGAUUAUCUAAUGGACUUGCUAAUGUUGCAUUGGGCUUUAUUGGGAACAACAUACAAAUGAGUGCCCCAGCAGCAUCUGAGGGUUUCCAAAGUCCAAAUCCUUAUUCUAGUUCCCCAAAGCCUCUAUAUCAGAAUUUGGAUCCGCAAUAUCAUCAACCAAGGAUGCCAACACCGAUGUCUCAGCAAGGGCUAUCUGUUCUGAAUGGUAGUUAUACAGCGAACAUGAGUGAUAUAACACAUUCUCAGACCUUUGAUGGACCAGAUUCAUCUGGUUUAUCUUCUAACUUAAAUUCUGUUAUGGAUCAGUCAAGAACAAACCAAGGAUUACUAAAUCCUCAUCCAGGUUUCCAUGCACCGCAACGUUCUCUUGAUGACAAUCCUCAAUUGCUUGUUGAUCAAUCUGUCAAAAUGAAUCAUCAGCAGCCACAGUCUAUUGGAGAAAAUCUUCUUCAAUCACAACACAAGGUGCAACAGUCUCUGCAACAGAAAAAUCAAACUCGUGUGCAGAUUGUUCAGAAUCAACAUCAGCUAUCCCAAAUUCAUCAGCAAAGCAUGCAGAACCAACUCCAACAACUUAUACGAGAGAAUGACUCUUUGAGACAGUCCUCAUCAACCUCAAGAUUUGGUGAGCAAUUGAUGUCUAAUCAUAUGAAUGUCACCUGUUCUAACACAUUUUUUCCAUCAACAACUCAGCAAGUCCAAUCUUCAGAUUUACAGACCCAUUACCAGCAACAUUAUUCUGCUGAAGUUCAAGCUCAAGCUAAAAGUGUUAAAUUUUUAGAUCCUUUGCUUAACUCUAAAGACUUUGAUGUUUCAAUUUCUGAGGAAUGUCGAAAGCUGUUGCAUCCACGCCAGCAGCCUGAUGGAUUUUCUAACAACUUUAGUUGUGUAUCUAGUGGAUCGCAAGUGGAGGAACUCCUUCAAUUUGAGUGUCAUCCUCAACCUAUUCAGCAACCACAGGUCACAGAUAAAUCAUCACUUCAACAAAUCCAGAUGGAGCUUCAUCAAAGAUUGAUUGGGCAAAAUGAAGCUGAACGCCCUCUUCCCAUUCAAGAACUAGAUUCCACAAAUGAAGAAUUUAUGAAGCAACAAAAUUAUUUAAAACAACAAAGAUGGCUGUUGUUUCUGCAUCACGCUCGCAGGUGUCCCUCAAAAAAAGGAAUGUGCGUAGAAGCUAACUGUGUGAAGGCUCAGGAGUUGAUUAUGCAUAUGGAUGCUUGCAGCAGUGAUCUGUGCAAGUUUCCUCGUUGUUUCACAUCUAAGAAAUUUGUCAAACAUAUUUGUAACUGUGCAGCAACUGAUUGUCCUGUUUGCAUUCCUGUCCGUGAUCGGAUAGCUGAAAAUUAUAAGGCACAUUCACAUGUGUUGUCCCAGACAUAUUUGUUGUCCGAAACAAACAGAGUUGCUGGUGGGAUGAAAGCAGAGAUAAUGCCUACAGAAGAUUCUCAGGACAAUCAACCAGCAUCAAAGCGUAUUAAGAGUGAACACAUGUCACCUAUUUUUCCUAACAGUGAACCUAGCUUGCUCUCUGUCACUCCUGGAAAUCAUCAAUAUGAUUUCUGGCAUGCUCAAGACCCAGAUUGCAAACAAACAACUCUGAAGAAUUCUGCUAAUUCUGAUUUCAAUGCGAACAUGGAUGAGCCUUUUGGUUGUGGACAUGAAAAAUUACCAGUAUUUGGCACUAUUAAGGAAAGUAUAACUUCGAGAGACUGCAAAAAGAAUCCUAAUGUUUCUAUCGAUGUUGGCUCUUGCAUCCAUCAAGAAGAUAUUGUGGAUGAUAAAUUGUUGAAUCGGGCUGCUGUUGAAAUCAACCAGGACCACCCAGCUAACCAACUAACCGAUCAAGUAACUGGAAAAUCAGGGAAGCCAAAGAUAAAAGGUGUUUCCUUGAUUGAAUUGUUCACUCCUGAGCAAAUUAAAGAGCAUAUAAUUGGUCUAAGGCGAUGGGUUGGCCAGAGUAAGGCCAAAGCCGAGAAGAAUCAAGCAAUGGAGCGCUCAAUGACUGAGAAUUCUUGCCAGCUUUGUGCAGUGGAAAAACUCACUUUUGAACCGCCUCCAAUAUAUUGUUCCUUGUGUGGUGCUCGACUAAAGAAAAAUGCACUGUAUUAUACAGUUGGCAGUGGUGAUGCACGCCAAUACUUUUGCAUCCCAUGCUAUAAUGAUGCUCGAGGUGACACUAUAGAAGCUGAAGGAUCUAUAUUUGCAAAAUCAAAGCUUGAAAAGAAGAGAAAUGAUGAGGAAACAGAAGAAUGGUGGGUGCAAUGUGAUAAAUGUGAAACUUGGCAACAUCAAAUAUGUGCACUAUUCAAUGGUCGAAGGAAUGAUGGAGAAGCAGAAUAUACUUGCCCUAAUUGUUAUGUGGAGGAAAUAGAGAGAGGUGAACGCAAGCCCUUACCUCAGAGUUCAGUUCUUGGUGCAAAGGAUUUACCCAGUACUAUACUCAGUGAUCAUAUAGAACAAAGGCUUUUUAGACGUCUAAAACAGGAGAGACAAGAAAGAGCCAAGCAGCAGGGAAAAUAUUUUGAUGAGGUGCCUGGGGCCGAGAAGCUAGUAGUUAGAGUUGUUUCAUCAGUUGACAAAAAAUUGGAUGUAAAGCAGCGAUUUCUAGAAAUAUUUCAGGAGGAAAAUUAUCCUAGAGAAUUUCAAUAUAAAUCCAAGGCCAUACUGUUAUUUCAGAAGAUAGAAGGGGUAGAAGUAUGCCUCUUUGGCAUGUAUGUUCAAGAAUUUGGUUCUGAUUGCCCUUUCCCAAAUCAGCGCCGUGUCUAUCUUUCUUACUUAGACUCUGUCAAGUACUUCAGGCCUGAAAUCAAAACAGUGACUGGAGAAGCUCUACGAACAUUUGUUUAUCAUGAAAUUCUGAUUGGAUAUCUUGAAUAUUGCAAGAAACGAGGAUUUACCAGCUGUUACAUUUGGGCUUGUCCUCCUUUAAAGGGAGAAGACUACAUAUUGUACUGCCAUCCUGAGAUUCAGAAGACACCCAAAUCUGACAAACUGAGGGAGUGGUACUUAUCCAUGCUUCAAAAAGCUGCCAAGGAGAAUAUUGUUGUUGACCUGACUAAUUUGUAUGAUCAUUUCUUCGUAACCACGGGGGAGUGCAAGGCCAAAGUAACUGCAGCACGUUUGCCAUAUUUUGACGGAGAUUAUUGGCCUGGUGCUGCUGAAGAUAUGAUCAAUCAACUUCGUCAAGAGGAAGAUAGUAGAAAACAGAUGAAGAAAGGCAAAACCAAAAUGACACUUACAAAAAGGGCUUUGAAAGCUGCUGGUCAUACUGAUCUAUCUGGAAACACCUCUAAGGAUGUUUUGUUGAUGCAAAAGCUUGGAGAAACUAUAUCCCCUAUGAAAGAAGAUUUUAUAAUGGUUCACUUGCAGCAUGCUUGCACACAUUGUUGCAUCCUAAUGGUGUCUGGGACACGAUGGGUUUGCAAUCAAUGCAAGAAUUUUCAACUUUGUGACAAGUGUUAUGAAGCUGAAGGAAAGGUCGAUCAAAGGGAAAGACAUCCUACUAAUAGUAGGGAAAAGCAUAUGUUACAUCCAGUUGAAAUUUAUGAUGUUGCUGAUGAUACAAAGGAUAAAGAUGAGAUUCUAGAAAGUGAAUUUUUUGACACUAGGCAAGCAUUUCUGAGUCUUUGUCAAGGAAAUCACUAUCAGUAUGAUACUCUACGCCGUGCUAAGCAUUCGUCAAUGAUGAUCUUAUAUCACCUCCAUAAUCCUACUGCACCUGCAUUUGUGACCACAUGCCAUGUUUGCCGUCGUGAUAUUGAAGCUGGUCAGGGCUGGCGCUGUGAAACUUGUCCAGAUUUUGAUGUAUGCAAUGCUUGCUAUCAGAAAGGUGGCGUUCACCAUCCUCAUACUUUGACUAAUCAUCCAACAAAUGUUGAACGUGAUGCACAAAACAAAGAAGCUCGAGCAAAGCGAGUCUCGCAGCUUCGGAAAAUGCUUGAUCUUUUGGUCCAUGCUUCGCAGUGUCGAUCUCCACAGUGCCAAUAUCCAAACUGCCGGAAAGUUAAGGGCCUUUUCCGUCAUGGUAUUCAAUGCAAGAUACGUGCUUCAGGUGGGUGUGUUUUAUGUAAGAGGAUGUGGUAUCUCCUGCAUGUCCAUGCUCGUGCAUGUAAAGAAUCAGCAUGCAGUGUACCUCGAUGCAGGGAUCUGAGAGAACACUUUAGAAGAUUGCAACAGCAAUCCGAUUCCCGGCGUAGGGCUGCAGUAAUGGAGAUGGUGAGACAGCGUGCUGCUGAGGUUGCUGCAAACUCGGGAUGACACACUGUAUAUAGAGGAUUUUGUCGACUAGUUGAUUAUAUUUCAUUCGAUUUCUUGAAUCAUGCCAUAUGACACGACUAAACCAGUCAGUGGGGGGUUUUGGCAACUGAGUCAGAGUGACUAAACAAUGGCACGAAGUGAUCAGCUCAUACUAAGUGAAUCUCCCGCUUCACCUGCUGUAUCUGCUGCAAAAAGUCCAGCGCAGUGCUAACAUAUUCUGUCGACAUCUAAACUGCCUGAGAUGCUCCAUCGAUUCAACUUACAGCAUUUAGUUCAUCGUCAAUGGUUUGUGGUUGUAUUAUAGAUGUAGUUCGUCUUUGCUAGUUCCCAAUUAGUCAUAUCAAGUUUCUAAAUUUUGAGUGUUUAGAGAAAGAAUGAAGAUGGAUGGUUCUUGCACUGGUUCGUGCCCGUCCCUUUUGUACAAUGUAUAUAUACUGCUUGAAAAAUGAAAAUAAGAGAAAUCUCGUCCUCCUUUACACUA